Thrips palmi is the source of this 2503-nucleotide messenger RNA. Its product is annotated as cytochrome P450 4C1-like. The transcript is spliced from 8 exons. The record is from RefSeq and is a predicted model, not a curated record. NCBI's taxonomy places the organism in Eukaryota, Metazoa, Arthropoda, Insecta, Thysanoptera, Thripidae. Bases 121 to 1731 code for a protein of 536 amino acids. Gene Ontology annotation, molecular function: monooxygenase activity; heme binding; oxidoreductase activity, acting on paired donors, with incorporation or reduction of molecular oxygen.
GGUACCUAUCCAAGACGCACGCGUCUUCGUAGGUCAGGGCAGUGUCCGUGAUAGCCACUCAGUGGAGCUCCACCGCGGCGAGCGUCUCGGCCCGUCAACAAGCACUUGAAGCAAGCCGGCAUGGCAGCCUUGUCCUGGGUGCUGGCGGUGUGCGCGGCGGGGCUGGCCGCGCUGUGGGCCUUGGCGGGGCUGGUGCGGUACGUGCGCUGGCGAGUGUACUGGCACGGCGUGCUGCAGCCCUUCGGCGGGCCGUGCGUGUCACUGCCCCUGAUCGGCACGCUGCACUACAUCAUCGGGCCCAUGGACACCAUCUUCGGGCGGGGCCGAGAGAUCCUCGCCCGGUACAGCGGCGGCCGCUGCCACUACGUGUCCUUCUGGCUGGGCGAGCGGCCCUUCCUGUUCGUCACGCGCCCCGAGGACGUCGAGUGCCUGCUCAGCUCCUGCAAGCACGUCGUCAAGCCCGAGAUCGUGUACGGCCUGGUCAGCCGCUUCUUCGGCAGGGGCCUCAUCACGAUCAACGGUGACGAAUGGCGGCACCACCGCCGCGUCCUGACGCCCGCCUUCCACUUCGCCGUGCUCGAGAAGUACUCGGGCAUCUUCACACGCCGCGCCGCGCACUUCGCGGCCCAGCUGACGCGCGACGGCCCCUCGGCCUCGGGGGAGAGCUUCGACUUCAUGCCGCUCGCCAGCACCUUCGUCACGGACACUGUCCUGGAGACGGCCUUCGGCCUCCAGGGUGGCGAGGAGCACGACGCCGUCGGCCGCAGGGAGUUCAUCCACGCCACGCAGAACGCCUUCCAGAUCAUUGCCGAUCGCAUCAUCAAGCCUUGGCUCAUGGUGGAGUCCCUGUUCCGGCUGUCUCCGCAGAGCAAGGUGCAGGACGAGUCGGACCGCGUCAUCAACAAGUACGCCCAGCUCGUCAUCGACCUCAAGCGGCGUCAGAUCGAGGAGCAGCGACGCGGCGCCGCGACGGACGCCGCUGACAUCACCGAUGAUGACGAGGACGGAGUCAGGAGGAAACUGACCUUCCUGGACCUGGUGCUGGGGCAGCAACAGGACGUCCUGUCUGACCAGGAGAUCCUCAAUGAGGUGCGCACCCUGAUCGCGGUGCAGCAGACGUCCGCGUCGACGCUCAGCUUCAUCGCGGUGUGCUUGGCCUUGCACCCGGACGUGCAGCAGCGCGCGCGAGAGGAGGUGCUCUCCGUCGACGCGGAGGAGGGCCUGACGCCGCUGGAGCGGCUCAACCGCCUCAAGUACGUGGAGCGGGUCAUCAAGGAGACCCUCAGGCUGUACCCCAUCACGCCCCUCUUGGCCAGGUCGCUGAGCGAGGAGCUGGUGCUGACCAACGCGCUCACCGCCAAAGGGCCGGGCCCCGCCACGCUGCCGGCGGGUCUGGCCGUCACGCUGUUCGUCUUCCAGACGCACCGCGACCCCAAGCACUGGCCGCAGCCGGAGCGCUUCGACCCGGACCGCUUCCUGCCCGAGCGCAGCGUGGGCCGCCACCCCUACGCCUACGUACCCUUCAGCGCGGGUCCGCGCAACUGCAUCGGCCAGCGCUACGCCAUGCUACAGAUGAAGGCCGUGGUGGCGGCCCUGCUGCGCACCGCGGUGCUCAGCCCGGGCAACGGCUGCGAGAAGCAGGAUGAGCUGGACCUCAACACCAACACGUUCCUCUACAUCAAGGGCGGCUUCAACGUCAAGCUCAGGAGGCUGCGCGAGCACGGCUGCUAGGUGUGGCCGCCGCGGUGCCGCGGUCAAGGAAGGUGUACGCCAGACCGUGUCUUGUCACAGGCUUCGGGAUGCUACGCCAGGUACGACAGUCCACGCCUGGCGUUCGCACCUAUCUUUGGCCUGCGGCGCUUCCUGCUUGCCUUCGGCAAGCCGUCACAGAAUUUUAUGUUGAAGCAAUGAAUGGAGCACUCCGUGAUGAAGAAUUCAAUAAGGGUUCAUGAUCGAAAAUAGCAAUAUUUGACUUGCAACAGCAACUCAUUGCAACCGAGGCCCUGCAAUGGCGCAAGACGAGUCCGUGGCACCCAUUGCCACGACUCAAAAAGUUGGGCUCGAGGACCCCUUUUCCGACCCCUCGUUCAAAGGGCUUGCCGAGACCUGCCAGCGAAUUUAUGAUAAUAUUAGCGUAUUUUGGUUCAAAUUUGGACACUAUACACAAAUUUGCGACGCCCCAACGGUGAAAGGGGGGCGGGGAUGUUCCAUUUCAGGGGGGCGUUGGCCCCUCCUGCACCCCACCGUCGAUGAAACCAGGAACCGUUGUUGCCGUGUAUACCUCGUGUUACCAUCGUUAAUUCUAACAAUUGCAAACAUGCGUCUGGUAAUGACUUGAAGUCAGUAAGGCAGCACAGCACACAGAAGUGUGUACUUCUUAUUGUUGUGUGUUACAAUGUUGGUACCUACUAGCGCCAUCUACCGACUACACCUGUAACCCUUUCCACUCUGUUCUCUGUAAUCCUCAUUCAUCUGGAAAUCAUUAAAGAGUUAACAUCACAGA